Bipolaris oryzae ATCC 44560 is the source of this 534-nucleotide messenger RNA. RefSeq lists its product as uncharacterized. NCBI's taxonomy places the organism in Eukaryota, Fungi, Ascomycota, Dothideomycetes, Pleosporales, Pleosporaceae. The record is from RefSeq and is a predicted model, not a curated record. The transcript is spliced from 2 exons. The coding region runs from base 1 to 534 and encodes 177 amino acids.
AUGUCAUUUCCAACUCCAGCCAGUACAGCAACCAACAGCGCAUCUCCACACACACAACAGCCACAGCAGCUGCUGCAGUCGCAACAUCCGCAACAACCAAAGCAAGAAGACUCACCGCGCUUCAAACCCCUAGCCUCCAUCACUGAAGUCCCCAGCCUAGCCUGCACCUCCACCCGCCCCUUCACCAUUGCCGAACUCGAAAAAACACCCCCAUUCUUCUUCACCUUUCCUACCACCGUCAAACUUAAAAAUCACGACAGUAUCCAAGUCACCAACGCAACGCACAUGAACGAAUUACUGUUCUGGUACCGUUUCCACUCGGGCGAGUACAGUGAUGCGGAGCUGAAAGGGUUGGCGUCCAAGUUGGAUGUCGGGCGGGCGACGAUGCGGAGGGAGGAGUAUGAUGGGGGGUGGGUUGUUGAUGCGAGUUUGAGGGAGGGGUCUGGGAAGGAAGGGAAAGGGGAAGAGGAAGGGAGGAGGGAGGAGGAGGUGGAGAUGGAGGUGGAGAUCAAGGAGCAGGCAGAGGGGGAGUAG